This is a messenger RNA of Triticum aestivum (bread wheat), 622 nucleotides long. Its product is annotated as auxin-responsive protein SAUR20. Gene Ontology annotation, biological process: response to auxin. The record is from RefSeq and is a predicted model, not a curated record. Bases 60 to 449 code for a protein of 129 amino acids. Lineage: Eukaryota; Viridiplantae; Streptophyta; Magnoliopsida; Poales; Poaceae. The transcript has a single exon.
CUUGCUACACCUUCUUUGCAAAUUUGCAACUAGCUAUAGCCUGCGAGGUUUUGUGCACCAUGGGCAUGGCUGAGAAGGGGUCGGCGGCGAGGAAGGCCGGGCUGAUCACCAAGACGCUGGACCGGUGCCGGAGCACCACAGCGAGGAACAAACCAGCGGAGGGCUGCUUCUCGGUGUAUGUCGGCGCGGACAGACAACGGUACGUGGUGCGGACGGAGUGCCUGAACCACCCGUUGUUCCAGGCACUGCUGGAGGAGGCCGAGGAGGCAUUUGGGUACGCAGACGCAGGGCCCCUCGAGCUACCCUGCAACACCGAGGCAUUCGCCAAGGUGCUGGAGAAGAUCCAGAUGGAGAAGCAGAUGGCGGCGCCGAGGAGGCACGUCCUCCCUAGGGGGAACUCCUAUCGGUCGCUUGGCACUGGCUGGCCUAUGAUUGUCGGCCGGUCAUAACAUUUGUGUUUGGAUUGGGUGAUGUCGAGUUGAUGAGCUCUGAGUUUCUGUUGAGCUUGCAUCCUCAUACUAUCGUGUACACAGUUGGAAGCAGCCUUAAUUAGCUCCCAACUAUGGUACUGUAAACAGCAUCACCAUAUACUUGGCAAUGUUAAUAUUUUUCGUUCUUAUUC